Lactuca saligna is the source of this 735-nucleotide messenger RNA. The record is from the annotation of a GenBank genome assembly. NCBI's taxonomy places the organism in Eukaryota, Viridiplantae, Streptophyta, Magnoliopsida, Asterales, Asteraceae.
AUGAAGUUGAUUACGGCUCAAUCAGGCACACGCAUGGCCGACAACCUUUGGUACGCAGCUGCUCAAACUUUUGCGCUUAUUGUUACUGCCGCUGACUGGAACGUCAGAGGCUAUCUGAGUAAUGUUACAUUGUGGCCUGUGAGAAGGCUGCUUUGGAAGAUCAUGUGGCUACUCUGGAAGACCAAGCAUAGUGACUUGAAAAUCAAGAUCCAAGGCUUACAGAAGGCGUGCAAGGCCCUUGGACUAGAAAAAGGGAAACAGUUGGCCCAUCGUCCGACAACCUCUAGUGAAUCUAACGCCCCAGACCUUGACCGUAUCUCGGAAAAGGCCGAAGAGGUGGAUGUUACCCUUUCAUCCCUCACUGAGACAGAUUUUGCAGGCCAUUUUCGUCCGGUGGAGCUGGACUAUGACAGCUUCCGCCGAUUCUAUCGUAGACUGGGCUCGGACCUGCUCUUCACGCUAGCACUUGGAGUAUGGUUAUCUUAUGCAGAGUUUGACCAUACUCCCUUUUAUCAGCCUUUGUUUUAUUUUCGUUCGGGCGCUCUGAUGUGGAUGCCUCGUCAUAGCAGUGUACCCUUUUCUCAUUUCCUCCAAGUGUUUCUUGCUAACUUGGGGUUUCUUUCUGUUUCCACUACCGGGUGGUGUGAAUUUUGCCCAUCACCGCCUGUCAAACUAUAUAGGGCGUCUUGGGUGCAACCUUUCCUGUUGAAUGUUGUGUUUUUGAAAUUGGUGUGA